Molecule: messenger RNA, 1443 nt
Organism: Episyrphus balteatus (marmalade hoverfly)
Lineage: Eukaryota; Metazoa; Arthropoda; Insecta; Diptera; Syrphidae
Gene: yellow-g2
Product: protein yellow
Exons: 2
Coding region: 95-1246 (383 amino acids)
Cellular component (GO): extracellular region
Source: RefSeq, a predicted model, not a curated record
CUACCGAUACUUUUGGUCAGUAUAAGAAAAAACUUUUUUAAACCCGGUAGCCUUAGUCAUUCGAAAAAAACGUCUUCAAAUCCCCACAUGUGCUAUGUGGGUUAAGUUGGUUAUUCCCAUCCUUCUGGCAACUUCCGCUGCCUGUCAUGAACACUCACCCACACCAUACGGCCUCUUGCCAACUGACGGACUCUUCCCGCCCCAACCCAGCAUCCAAUGGACCGGUGGACAGUUCGAUUUUCCUUGCCCAUCUGUAAAAUCUUUGUUCAAGAGUUCCGGCAAGUUCAUUGGCAAGAACAUAAUCGCAACAAGGGCGCAAAUUGUUAAAGACAAUGUGUUCCUAGCUCUCCCACGCUAUCGACAUGGUGUUCCUGCUACCCUUGUGAAAACAGUCAUCAAACCAGGCACUUGUACCACAUCGUUCGUCCCCUUCCCAUGUUGGAACAUGCAAGAGGAGGGAAAUUGCAAAGCCCUUCAAUCAGUUGUCGAUUUGUUUGUUGAUCCCAAUGAGAUUUUGUGGGUGUUGGACACUGGAAUUGUGAAUACUUUAGAGACACCCAUUCGACGCUGUCCACCCAAAGUGGUGGCAAUGAGCAUCAAGACCGGCAAGGUUCUUAAGGUCAUCCCAUUGGACGGACUAACUGCAGCCAAUUCCCGGUUACAAUAUCUAGCUGUGGACUAUGGAGCAGAUGGAGGAUGCUAUGUGUACAUAAGUGAUGCUGCAAAUCGGGCCAUAAUAGUUUACAACAUUCAACUUGAUCGUGGCUUUAGAGUAGUCUUGCCAAAGGCUGUGUCAGCUGGAAGUCGUGCACGUGAUGUUCUUUAUGUGGCACUUGUCCGCCAGGACUGUGGUUCGACUGUGCUUUACUUCACGUAUCUGGGUUCGAAGAAAAUGUUCGCCAUCAAAACGGAUUACCUUCGUACAGGGUGUGCCGAUGGAAGGAUUAUGGAUGUAGGUCUGAAGCCAGCACGAAUAGUUAUUAUUGGAACGGAUAAUGGGUCAGCAAUAUUCUUCCGACACGAAGGCGAAUCGGAAGUGUAUCGCUGGGAUACGGUGACCCCAUUUUUGGAAGCUAAUUUCAAAGCGGUGUAUCGUUGUCCGACGUGUCAGUUAGCCACACAUGCUAUACCCGAUUAUAAGCGGAAUACAAUGCGUGUAUUGCAGAGUAAUUUCCCUGACUAUAUGCAGAACACGAUGGGAUGCGGUGCAACUCAACAGUUAUCAGUCAUGCAAGGGUGUUGGUAGUACACAUAAUUGGAUUGGCAAAAUUAUUGUUCCUCCUCAAUUUUGAGUUGUGGACAUUUUUUAGUGCACGUUAUAAGCAAUCGAAAGGACUGGCGUGUAUUAAUAGUUGUUUUUAACUUUAUUAUAAUAGGUUAGGUUUAGAUAAGAAUUUUAAAGACUCGCAACAACCAUGAUGGUGUCAACCUUUAUUUAUUUAA